AUGGCGAGCUCCAACGGCCAUGCGGACUCGUCCAUCGAUAAGCGGGAUUUCGAUGCGAAUCGGCCCUUGCUGGACGAUAUGGACGGAGGAAAUCAUUCUGGACAAGCAAGCCCGAAGCCACGGCGGUCGGGGUCAGGAUCACGACGCUCGCAGAUUUCCGCUGGAGGAAUCAGCCCUGGCGGUGAUGAUGGGCUUCUGAACGAUGUCGUAGAAGGCAUUGUCGAGCGGGACCGACGCAAAAUGCAGAAAGAGGUAGUUCGAAUACUGAGCUUUGCUUGGGGCGUUAUUAGUUGUUUGGGUGCCGGCAGUAUCACGGCGUUUUCCCUGUAUGGCCACCUGCUACUUACUCGUCUCCAUUACUCUCAGCUCCGGGUCAAUGCAGUCUCCAUCGCUGCCGAGAUCUCGAUGUACCUGCUUGUUCCCUUGUUCGGGUACCUGUGUGAUCGCUACAGCCCGGCUCCGCUGUCUUUAUUCUCCGGGGUGGUUUUUGGUCUGGGUUAUCUCCUUGCUGCGUUCACCUACAAGAGCGGGCCACCUCCCGACGUUGGCGGGAACGGCUGGCCGUUCUGGGUGAUGAUCGUGGCGUUCAUUGCCAUCGGAAUGAGUACCAGCUGCAUGUAUCUGUCUGCCGUGGCGACAUGCGCGAAGAACUUUGGCCGUGGCAAGCAUAAGGGAAUUAUGCUUGCUGUCCCCAUCGCAGCCUUCGGUCUCAGUGGCAUGUGGCAAAGCCAAGUGGGCACCUACGUGCUGUGCGAGCGCCGUGUCGACGGAACGUGUGGUGAUGUUGACGUCUUCCGAUAUUUUCUAUUUCUCGCCCUGUUGCUCUUGGCCAUUGGUAUCAUUGGCACGUUUGGGCUGCGUAUUGUUGAUGAGGAGGAAAAGUAUAUUGACGAGACCGUCGAAGAGCUGGAGCGCAGUGGGGUACUUGAAGAAAGUGAUUUCUUCCGUCCUCGAGAUGAAGUGCGUGCUGCGGAAUACGGUACCUUCUCGUCUGCGGCGAAUCACGAGUCUGUGGGGUUGUCGGAUGAAGAGCGGGAAGAGAGACGACGUGAGAAGGAGCGCGAAGAAGAGGAGCGCCGUAAGAAGAAUUGGCUGCUGAACUACGAGACGAGGGCCUUCCUCCAAGAUCACACCAUGUGGUGGCUGGCCGCGGGCUUUUUCUUGGUCACCGGCCCGGGCGAGUCGUAUAUCAACAACCUGGGUACGGUCAUCGCAACCCUGACACCGCAACCCUACCCUCCCAACGCCCCUCCACCAGCCGGGCUCCCAUCAACGCAUGUCACAACCAUCGCAUUAACAUCGACCAUCGCCCGCCUGCUCACAGGCUCCCUCUCGGACUUCUUCGCUCCACCCGCAUCCCACCUCUUCCCCUCAAUCCCAGAAGAAGGGCGUCGACGAUCUACCACGUCCUCAAUGCACAGCUCUACAACAGCCAGUCUCAAUCUUUCCCGCAUGACCUUCCUCCUCCCAUCCGCCCUCCUCCUCUCCAUCGGCUACCUACUCCUCUCUUCCCCACUACCGCUCUCCCAUCCAUCCCUCUUCCAUGUCACCACCGCGCUCGUCGGCUUCGGGUACGGCAGCGCCUUCUCACUAGCCCCAAUCAUAAUCUCCGUCGUCUGGGGCGUCGAGAACUUCGCCACGAACUGGGGUAUUGUUGCCAUGAUGCCUGCGCUCGGUGCUGCCCUUUGGGGCGUCAUCUAUUCCGCUGCUUACCAGAGUGCUCUUGAUGAUGGCUCGGGUUUGGGCUCGCCUGAUGGCCAGUGCCAUGGCUGGAAGUGCUAUGGGUUCUGGUCUGUCGGGUGCACCGUCAGUGUCUGGGUUGCGAUUGUGGUUUGGUUAGCUGCUUGGAGAGGUUGGAAGAAGAGGGGUGUGGUUGUGUAG
Messenger RNA from Penicillium alfredii, 1881 nucleotides. RefSeq names its product MFS transporter. The record is from RefSeq and is a predicted model, not a curated record. Gene Ontology annotation, biological process: transmembrane transport. Gene Ontology annotation, cellular component: membrane. Gene Ontology annotation, molecular function: transmembrane transporter activity. The transcript has 3 exons. NCBI's taxonomy places the organism in Eukaryota, Fungi, Ascomycota, Eurotiomycetes, Eurotiales, Aspergillaceae. The coding region runs from base 1 to 1881 and encodes 626 amino acids.